GAUACACACCGCAGCCCAAACUGAAAAGGCUCCGAGGACAAGGAGAGCGCUGCAAACUGCAGGAGCCUUGUAGAAGUUUGGUCCGGGGGGGCGCUGCCCACAUCUCAAGAGGGAAGAGGCGUAAGGAAAGAGCGCGGCGAAAGAUCCUGAAAGCACCGCGAAAGCCGGCACACCAAACCAUACUUGAGGGACUCAGCCAGAAGGAUGAGUCAGAGACAGGUCUUGCAAGUCUUUGAGCAAUAUCAAAGAGCCCGAACACAAUUUGUCCAGACAGUUGCAGAACUAGCUACUAGGCCUCAAAAUAUAGAGACUCUCCAGAAUGCAGGUGUAAUGGCUUUGUUGAGACCACUCCUAUUGGAUGUGGUUCCAAAUAUUCAACAGACAGCUGCUUUGGCCCUUGGGAGACUUGCUAAUUACAACGAUGAUCUAGCAGAAGCUGUAGUUAAAGGCGAUAUUCUUCCACAGCUUGUGUAUUCACUGGCUGAACAAAAUCGUUUUUAUAAGAAAGCGGCCGCAUUUGUAUUACGUGCAGUUGGAAAGCAUUCUCCUCAGCUUGCCCAGGCAAUAGUGGAUUGUGGAGCUCUAGAUACACUGGUAAUUUGCUUAGAAGAUUUUGAUCCUGGGGUGAAGGAAGCUGCAUCCUGGGCCCUUGGUUAUAUAGCAAGACAUAAUUCAGAACUGUCACAGGCUGUGGUGGAUGCUGGAGCUAUUCCACUCUUAGUCCUAUGUAUCCAAGAGCCAGAGAUUGCUUUGAGAAGGAUUGCUGCUUCAGCAUUGAGUGAUGUUUCAAAGCAUUCUCCAGAGUUAGCGCAGACGGUCGUUGAUGCUGGGGCCAUUGCUCACUUGGCACAGAUGAUCCUCAAUCCUGAUGCCAAAUUAAAGCGUCAGGUGCUGUCAGCUCUUAGUCAGAUAGCAAAGCACUCUGUGGAUCUGGCAGAAAUGGUGGUUGAAGCAGAAAUUUUUCCUGUUGUACUCACGUGCCUGAAGGAUUCUGAUGAAUAUGUCAAGAAAAAUGCUGCAACUCUAAUUAGAGAGAUAGCAAGACAUACUCCUGAGCUUUCACAACUUAUUGUAAAUGCUGGAGGAGUAGCUGCCAUCAUUGACUGCAUUGGUAGCUGCAAAGGAAAUGUUAGACUCCCAGGUAUUAUGAUGUUGGGCUAUGUAGCUGCUCACUCGGAAAACCUGGCCAUGGCAGUGAUUAUCUCUAAGGGAGUCCCACAGCUAGCUAUCUGCUUGUCAGAAGAGCCAGAAGAUCAUAUUAAGGCUGCAGCUGCUUGGUCAUUGGGACAGAUUGGAAGACAUACUCCAGAACAUGCCCGUGCUGUUGCUGUAGCCAGCGUCUUACCUGUAUUGCUUUCCCUGUAUAUGGCAUCUGAAAGUUCAGAAGAUCUUCAGGUCAAAGCUAAGAAAGCCUUGAAGAACAUUUUACAGAAGUGUACUCAUCUGUCAGCUCUUGAGCCCUUGCUACAUGAUGCUCCUCCCAAUAUCCUGAAACAUAUAGUUGGCCAGUUCAGCAAGGUUUUGCCACAUGAUUCCAAAGCCAGGCGUCUUUUUGUAACAAGUGGUGGUCUUAAAAAAGUUCAGGAGAUAAAAGCAGAAGCUGGCUCACUACUUCAAGAGUAUAUCAAUACAAUUAAUAAUUGUUAUCCAGAAGAAAUAGUCAGAUAUUACUCCCCUGGAUAUUCUGAAGCACUUUUGGAAAGGGUAGAAAAUUAUCACCCAGUUCUAUAAAUUUUUCAUCUCUAUAAGAAAGAGAGGAAGCAAACCCUCUUUUUCUUAUCUUUGUUUUGAGUGGCAAGCAAAUAUAGUUUGGCCAAGACUGGUGUGGGAAAUAUUUAACCUUCUGUUAUGUUAGCAAUCAAUUAUGACAACAGGAAGACAUACCCUUUCCACCUUUGAUCUACAGUUGACUUCUGGAACUCAUGCUAAGAACAAAGACUGUCAUAUGCCUAUUUUAAGAGAACUGUGUUUCUCACUACCUUUUUAAGUCCCAAGUACAGGGAGGCCAGGUCUCUUUCUGAAUGCACCUGAAAUUUGCUAAACAGCUUGUACCAUCAAAUUCUUCUUUGAAGGAGAAUUACAACAUUAUCCAGUAAGCACCAGAGUUGUACGAUUGUUACUCUUUUUGCUAAGGCUUGUGGUUCAGUCUAAGCAGAAAUUACCUAUUAUUCUUGUACUUCCACUUUCUGGAUUAUCUCACCACUAUUGUCUGUCUCCUGGUACUUGCAGUAAACUAAUGAAUGUUUGACCUUUUAAGAACCAA
Molecule: messenger RNA, 2263 nt
Organism: Thamnophis sirtalis
Lineage: Eukaryota; Metazoa; Chordata; Lepidosauria; Squamata; Natricidae
Gene: SPAG6
Product: sperm associated antigen 6
Biological process (GO): neuron projection extension; filopodium assembly; epithelial cilium movement involved in extracellular fluid movement
Cellular component (GO): axoneme; sperm principal piece; microtubule cytoskeleton
Molecular function (GO): microtubule binding
Source: RefSeq, a predicted model, not a curated record